Physella acuta is the source of this 3286-nucleotide messenger RNA. RefSeq names its product coiled-coil domain-containing protein 174. The record is from RefSeq and is a predicted model, not a curated record. NCBI's taxonomy places the organism in Eukaryota, Metazoa, Mollusca, Gastropoda, Physidae. Gene Ontology annotation, cellular component: nucleus.
AUCUAGAUUCUAGAGUAGAUAUAUCUAGAUCUACUGCCGGAAAGGUACAAGACAAGAAAAUCAUAAAUUUUUAAAUGGCCUACGACGAGAGAAAAGGAACCCUAAUUUCGGCCUCGUUGGUGGAGUUGAAAGCUGAGCUGUUUCAUAAGCAAGAAGAAUUUAGACUACAAAAAGCAACCAAUAAAGAUUUUAUACGCAGGAGCAAAAAAGAUUCGCUUUCCAAGCACAGUCUGUGGAGUACUCAGAAUCCUGGUGUAUCAAAAAGAGCAAAGAAUGACAAAAAGGACAUUACCAGUAUUGAGGAUGAAGAGAUAUAUAUUAAGUCCAGGAAAAUACUUGAAGAGAAAGCAGAAAUUUAUGAUAAAAUAACCAGCAGUUUGAACAUACCAGAAGAUGAUGGUUCAGAUUAUUAUUUGGUAGAUUUUCAAAAAAAGGCUAUUGAUAAAAUUGUUGAAACAAGGGAUCCUACUGAUCCAAGCGAAGUUUCUCAAAAAAAGAAUGAUAUGGAGAAAUGUGAACCUGAUGGUUUUGGGGAAGAAUGGGUUGAUUUUACUGAUGCUCUUGGAAGAGAAAGAUGUUGCAUGAAGAAAGACUUAACCCAUCUCUUAAAGCAAGGUGAAAAGACAGCUUUAGAACAACAAAAAACAAAUUCAGCUACUCCAAAAAAAGAAAGUGGACCAUUCAUUUCUGACUUGGAUAUAUCAGACAUGCACAGAAAUCUAAUGAGACAAAAAUGGGAAAAUGAAGCCAAUGACUUACUAGAGAAAGCUCAAGAAGACAUUCACUAUUCUAACAUUCAGUUUGAUGAAAUUAGACAACAUGGUGUUGGUUUUUUUCAGUUUUCAAAAGACCAUGUUGAGAGAAACAUAGAAUUAGAUAGGUUAAAGAAAUUUCAUAAACAGACAGUAGAUGAACAGUCCAGAAAAGAGAAAAUUAAGGAUAAAAGAAAAAAUAUGAUGGAAGAAAGAUUAGCAAAGGUCAGGCAAAGAAGGAAUCUGAAAGGGAGGACAUUGGAACAAAAAAAUAUUAAAUUGCAGACUACAGAAGCAGAUACAGAAAAAACAGUAGAUGUGAAAGAAUUAGAAAAAAAAAUACAAAAAGAAAGAGAAAUCCAAGCAUCAGAAGAAAAGAGAAAAAGUUAUGUUAGAGAGUGGGACAAAGAUAAAACAGAUUUCCCCAGAAAGCAAAAUAUUGUCAAGACUUACUUAGAUAUUAGAAGAGAAGAAAGAGAGGCAGAUUUUGCCCCACCCUCGCUAUACUUUGAUAACAUCAAAUGCCCCAAAACUACCAAGAUUGUAAGUGAAGAAAGAAUAAAUAAAGGCAAGCAAUCAUUGAAUCAAUCAACAGAUGUUAACAGUUACAACAAAAAAUGCGAAGAGCAUUUUAACAAAAAAUCAAAGCAAACACUGGAAAAAAAUGCACAAAAUCAAGAUAUAAUAGAAAAUGAACAAAUGUCAAGUUACUUAAAUAACUCUGCAUGUCAUGAAUUAAUAGCAUCAACUCCCCUGAAUCCAAAUUCUAAUCAAAAUACAAUGGUACAGAAUUUACUUCUGUCAGACCCACAAGAAGUUUGUUACAGUGGUUCUGAGUUUUGGUAUGGUUCAAAUUUAGUUGACUGGAACAGACCUAGUUUCUGCAAUGUGCAAGCUGUUGAAAAUAAUCCAGUGUAUUUUCCCCCAUCAACUUGCAGUUCAUCAGCGUUGGAAACACAUAAUCCAGUUGACAUUUCUAAAAUACCACUUGAAGUAGGAAUUAAAAAGUCUGUUCCAAAAAUGUCAAUAAUGGAUACAAGAUAUGUUAAUAAAACUGAUCUAACUUCUGAAAGUGAUAUACAUUUUUUGUCACAAACAGAUGUAAUGCCCGUCCCAUAUAUGCCUGGCAGUUUUACAGCUGCUAAGAAAACACAGUCUCAAAUUGCAUCUGUAUUAAAUAACAGUCAGAUAUCUAGUGGUCCAAUAAAAUAUUUACAGGGAGGAAAUGAUUCAAAAUUUUAAAGAAUUGAAAUAAAAUAAAAAAUUAAUAAAACUAUUACUAGUAAUUCAUCAGUUUUCAACUGAUUAAUAACAGGGCUGGUAAGUAGGUCACCAACCAGUUCUACGGCUCAAUAAAACCCGCAAGUUGGUUGGUAACCUACUUACCAGCCCUCCAUAACACCAAAGAUAUGCUUUGAAGAAACUCUGGCCCCCAAAAUGAUAUUUGAUAGUCAAUGCAGCCCUCGGUCUGAAAAGUUUGGAGACCACUGGGCUAGUGGUGUUUCAUUCAAAGAAGUUUACAGAUGGCAGGGUAUUUAUAAUGUGGAAUAAGGAUGAAUACUUCUGCUACUAGUAAUGCUUGUUGAGAUCGAGGCUUAAAGAUAUGUAAAAAAAAAUUAAUAUAACACUAUGCAGUUUUCAGCCCCCACUAGCAGUUCAACUACUGAGUGUUUUAGAUGCCUGGUAAUAUGUCAUGGAAGUGUGGUAGUUUGAUAAGAAUAUUUUAGGGAUAAUGUAUCAAUAAGAUGAACAGAGAAAAGUGACUGUAAAAAUACAAGAAUCAAUGUAUUGCCUUCUGCACCUGUGAUAAUUUAAAUCAGAAAUGUCAAUUUUUCAACAUUUAAUUUUUUUUUUUAAACUAGAUUCAAUUCUGAGCAUUUUUGUAUACUUAUUUUGCUUAAUUGUUGCUAGUAUUUUUUUUAAGUCAAAGGAAUUUUCAAUUUAUUAGAGUAAUGGCUUAAUUCACCUAUGUAUUUUGCAUAAUUAAGCAAUCUAAAAUUAAGAAAGAGUUAAAGAAAGAUGAUCUAACUGCCACGUAAGAAGUUCCAGGUGCAACUGUCUUGGAACUUAAAAAUUAUUUUGUUUUUAUAGUUUUCACUAUUUCUCAUUUUUCUCAAAAUGUCCCUUUUUUUUCAAAAUAGUAUGGGUUAGGAACAUAAAUCUCAAAAACUACUUGAAGUAUUUCAUUAAAAUUGUACACAGAUGUUUACUAAACAUUGCUUAUGAAGAUAGACUACAAUAAGUUCUGCAUUAUUAAAACUUUAUUUUACAAAAUUAAUGGAUAUAUCUACUCAUUAUUUUUAAACAGAUUUUAAGUCUCACUUUAAAAAGUUAGUUGACAAUACAAUUAUUAUUUUAUUAUUGUUGUAGUCUAAAAUUAGCAAAAUGUUUGUGAAGAUAUGCCAUGCUGGCUAAUACCUUUAUUUAUAUAUUAUUGGUUCCUUACCUCACUGAAUGUUAAAUUUUGAUCUUUUUUUUUACCCUUAAAAAUGCAAUUUUUUUAUUAUAAGAUUAAAUAAAACUAUGAAUUUUGA